Messenger RNA from Aureobasidium melanogenum CBS 110374, 1608 nucleotides. RefSeq names its product prolyl oligopeptidase-like protein. The coding region runs from base 1 to 1608 and encodes 535 amino acids. The transcript is spliced from 2 exons. The record is from RefSeq and is a predicted model, not a curated record. NCBI's taxonomy places the organism in Eukaryota, Fungi, Ascomycota, Dothideomycetes, Dothideales, Saccotheciaceae. Gene Ontology annotation, molecular function: cholinesterase activity.
AUGAUUAGCCUUCCGAUCAUUCUCGCGAGCCUUGCGGCUGCACCUGCCGUGAUGAGCGCUGCUCUCCGUCCUUCUCAUUCAGAAAAAGCCUUGCAGGUCACCACUUCAUACGGCACUUUGCAAGGUGCCAUCUCCGACCUCGAAAGCAACGUCGUAGCCUACAAGGGUAUCCCGUUCGCCGAUGCUCCUGUUGGACAGCGCCGCUGGACGGCCCCAACAUCUCCCGCUAAGUGGUCCGGUGUUCGUAACGCUACCACUUUUGGGGCGGACUGCGCUCAGUCAUACUCAUCCCUUGGCCUUUUCUCCUCCGGUAGUGAAGACAUAUCAGAAGACUGUCUCUUCAUGAACAUCUGGGCUCCCAAGAAUGCUACCCCGAAGUCGAAGCUGCCUGUCUUCUUCUGGAUCUACGGCGGACGUUUCGAGGGUGGUGCAGGCAGUGUACCCACCUAUGAUGGUUCCCACCUGGCUGCCAAAGACAUGAUUGUUGUUACCUUCAACUACCGUAUGGGUCCUUUUGGCUUCCUGGCUCAUCCCGAGCUGCAAGCUGAAUCCAAGCACAACUCCACUGGCAACUACGGUAUCAUGGAUCAGCAGCGCGCCCUCGAUUUCAUUCGCAGUGAAGUUGCUGCUUUUGGCGGUGAUCCAGACCACAUCACGGUUGGUGGGCAAUCCGCUGGCUCAGCGAGUGCUCUGAUCAUGAUGUACAGUCCUCUUUCCAGCCACAAGAUCGUCGGAUGUAUUGCUGAAAGUGGUGCUCGUGAUCCUCACGAUCCUGAAACUUAUGGACUCGCCACUAGCCAUCGCUGGAUGCAGAAAGCCUUGGAGCAGGGUGAAACCUUUCUCUCCGAGAUGAAUGUAACUUCAAUUGCUGAGCUGCGUAAUGUUUCUGUUGGAGAUCUCCUUUUGUACGACAACAGCAUGGACACCAUCCUCGACGGCACCCCUCCACUUUGGCGUCCUGUUGUCGAUGGUUAUGUUCUUCCCGUCGGCUAUGGCGAGUCUCUGCGUACCAACUCACACGGCAACAUCCCUAUCAUGACUGGAGACAACUUGAAUGAGACCAGCUCUUCUAACAUGAACAUCACCACUUACAAGGCAGGCUAUGGCGCCAUCUUCGGCAACAAGUCGGACGAUUUCUUUGAUUGCUACCCUGCCGCGACUGAGACGGAAGCCACUCUUCAGAAUGCUGCUUUUGGUAACGACGUUAACCGCUACACCACUUGGCACUGGGCCAAAGACUGGCACUCGGGUGGUGCAGCAAAUGACGUUUUCACUUACUUCUGGAACCACUCGCCUCCGAACCAGACUUCUGGCGCUUAUCACGGCUCGGAGCUUUGGUACACUUUUGGAAACCUUCCUACAUACUACAAUUACACCUGGACUGCGUAUGACUACGAGCUGCAAAAGAUCAUGGGCAAUUACUGGGCCAACUUUAUCAAGACUGGUAAUCCAAAUGGACACGGUCUUGCUGAGUUCCCAGCCAGCAGUGCUAACAAGAACAAUACUGUCAUGUGGCUUGGUGAUGCGGUUGGUGCUGGCCAGAUUGUCGACAAAAUUGAAAAGCUUCCUGUUCUCCAGGACUUCUUCUCGAUGAAUGUCGAAUGGUAG